This is a messenger RNA of Heterotrigona itama, 805 nucleotides long. Lineage: Eukaryota; Metazoa; Arthropoda; Insecta; Hymenoptera; Apidae. The record is from the annotation of a GenBank genome assembly.
AUGGUCGAGAAAAAUGAAAUUUUACUCGUGCUCGGAUUGUUCUUAAUUCUAUUUUGCAAGCAGUCUUCCUCGGAGUGUAAACAAUUAACGCCUUGCUCGUGCAUGUUCUCGAAUUGGCAAGGAUACAGUUUAAUGCCACUGGUUAACUCAAUGCCUUUAAACGACACAAAAUUGAACAACACAACGAAUUACACUUUUUUCUUCCAUCCUUGCACGAAUAUGCCACUGUCGAACAAUAAAUCGAGCAAUUGUUACACAGGAGAUGGUGUAUCUUUAUGUGCCAUGAAGGACAACAAUAUUUUUUUUUGGGGUAAGGCAGAGGAAACAGAGAUAAGUUUAGAGAUGGACAAUUCAAGACCGCCUGUUUUUACGUUUCAUCGUAACAAUAUCACGAUAAUUAUAGCCCUAUCCUGUUGUAGUUUAUGUGAAACACGUUUGUACGUAGAGGCUAUCAAAUCCGAAUCUGAAUAUCAUCUACUAUUGUCAUCUCUUUACGCUUGUAAAGUGAUGAUGCAUACCAAUAGCCUUUCCGUCGGUUCUACGUUGCUAAUUUACUUCUCUGUCGCGUUUGGGGUUUAUUUCAUCGGUGGUGCGCUGACAUUGAAGUUACUCAGAGGAGCAACAGGUUGGGAAAUGAUGCCUAAUCACGAAUUUUGGCGAAGCCUUCCCUCACUCGUUAAGGUGAGAACAAUUCAUAUUUUCCUAUUGCUUAUCCUCGCCACUGAUUUAAUUUUACUUACUCUCGCAGGAUGGAGUCGUUUUUACAUUCAACUGUUGCCGCCUAGAUAGCUACGAAAGAAUAUAA